Messenger RNA from Pocillopora verrucosa, 2030 nucleotides. RefSeq names its product telomeric repeat-binding factor 2-interacting protein 1-like. NCBI's taxonomy places the organism in Eukaryota, Metazoa, Cnidaria, Anthozoa, Scleractinia, Pocilloporidae. Gene Ontology annotation, molecular function: telomeric repeat DNA binding. Gene Ontology annotation, biological process: regulation of DNA-templated transcription; telomere maintenance via telomere lengthening. The record is from RefSeq and is a predicted model, not a curated record. Gene Ontology annotation, cellular component: shelterin complex.
CCCUACAAAAGGCGGGAAUAAAUUUCAAGAUGGCGAAUGACAACAACGAAGUAAAAGACGAGCUUCCGAGGUGCUCGACGCUGUUCCUUUCAAAAGAUGGAUCACAAAUGCAAUUUUAUAUGAUACCUUGUGCAAUGAAAACCCGUUUGCGACCACUUAUACACAAUGGAGGUGGUCAACUAUCUAGUAAAGUGUCAACCGACUCUAUCAAGCUUGCUGUUCCUGGGGCUGUCAGUAACUUGUCUGGUUAUUUCUCUACUGAGUACAUCUUCGACAGCAUAAAGCACAACAAACUACAAGAUAUGACCAAUUAUCGCAUUACAUCCCAGAUUGAAAGGAAACUUGAGGUUGAAAAUUCAGAAGGCAAGGUGAAAGUAAGGAAGCGGAAUGGACGAAUUGCAUAUACUCCUGAAGAGGAUUUGGCUUUGUUGGACUUCGUGAAUGAAUAUUUUACCUGCUAUCCUAUUGGAGGGAAUGCUCUGUACAAAAAGGCUGAAAAGCAAAAGGUUACAACUCACACAUGGCAGUCAAUGAGAGACCAUUAUCUCAAAGUUUUACAUCCUAAAACAAAAAUUGAUAAGCGGUACAGUCAACUGUCCUUGUGGACAAGAGGUGGAAAAAAUUCUUCUGGUUUUAAAGGAAAUGAAAACAAGAAACAUGACAGACAGAAAAAAACUGAGAAAACAGAGAAAGGGGAUGCAAGGAUAACUAGGGCUCAGGCUGCAAGGAUGAAAGAAGAAAAUGAAAAAGAUGAAGGAACAGUAAAGGAAGAUAAAGAAAAUGAGGAAGGAGAUGAAAAGACAGAUGGAAAUGGGGAAGAGAAAGUUGACACAUCACAUGAGGAUACUGACGAAACAGACAGUGAAGCAAAAAAUGCUGUAACUACAGAAAACUUUCCAGAUGUUGAAAGUACAGCUGAGGUAAGCAGUGCUGGUGAAGAUGUGGAUUAUGAUAAACAGUUUGAUGACAACCUUCUUCUAAUAGCUUACAAAAGCAAGCAAAGACCUUGUGUUAAUCAUGUUUGGGAAUCUUCUGAAGAUGAAAAUAAAACUGAAGAAAAGGAAGUCUCCUCAAGCCAAGAUACUGAUUCAAGUGUUGUGACAAGGAGGAGAAAAAAGUUAAGUGGCAAAAAGGACAAAAUGAGUGACUUUGAUGGAGAAGUUAUUUUUAGAAAGAGCCCUUCAGCGAGAAAAGGCCCUUCUGAUGAUGAUGAUGAGAAGAGGCCUUUGGCAAAGCGAAGCAAGAUGGCAACCGAGUUUCCACCUGAUCAUGAAAAUGGCUCCAGGGGAAAGGAGGCAAAAGAAAUGGAAGCACAUUUACAUUUCUAUCAACAGAUGAGAAGCAACAUUGAGAAAAUGCAGUCCAAGAACAUGACAGUUCCUCAGAUCAUCCACACUUUGCUCGUCAGCUCUGGAGAUUUUGGCGAUGCUGAAAAUUAUCUUAAGGAGGGUAAAGAACAAUGGACACCCCAAGAGGAUAAGAUAUUGCUGAGUAAAGACAAGACAGGUAUUACCAGUCUUGCUAAGAAGAGAGGGUUACAGGCUGUUGUAGACAGGAUGAACUUCAUGGAGGGCACCAGCUAAAAAGUUUUCUGCGAAAAAUCUUUCUUAGUUGCCCUAGAAAAAAUACAACAGUCUAUAUCUGGAAAAUGAACAAUUAUGAAAUAAGGUCCCAACAUCAUGUCGCACUUUUAUUGUUAAUACUCCUUUUGAAAUCCUUACUAGAAAUUUACAGUUAUUCCUCCUCUAUUUUAAUGAGAAGUGUAUUAAAUUUAGGAACUUUGAGUUAACUUUUAGUUAAUAAACUAUUUUUUCCUAAAUACCUUCAGGUAAAUACUAUAUACAACAAAAUUACAAAAUUAUGAAAGUUGUAUCAAAAGAGAGAGUCUUAAAUUUUCCAAAUAAAGAAAACCUAUUUACAAGAGUGUUACAUCCUGACCAGAUACUACCGGCACAUAUAUUUUGUAACUGAAUAUCUCCAAUGUUUCACAACUACUUCUAAUAAUUAAUAAAAACUGUCACUACCUUCAA